Molecule: messenger RNA, 3537 nt
Organism: Falco peregrinus (peregrine falcon)
Lineage: Eukaryota; Metazoa; Chordata; Aves; Falconiformes; Falconidae
Gene: DNTT
Product: DNA nucleotidylexotransferase
Exons: 13
Coding region: 855-2306 (483 amino acids)
Biological process (GO): double-strand break repair via nonhomologous end joining
Cellular component (GO): nucleus
Molecular function (GO): DNA-directed DNA polymerase activity; DNA binding; DNA nucleotidylexotransferase activity
Source: RefSeq, a predicted model, not a curated record
CUCUUACAACUGCGAUUUAUAUAGCUCAGGAAAAUACAUCUUUUCUUGGAGGUGAGGAUGAAAAAUUUCAGUCUGGAAUUAUUAAAAAUUAUGAGCAAAUAAAAUAAAGAUGUUAGAAAGUAAUCUAUAAAUCAAUCUUAAGAAGGCUUAUUUGAUUUAUGAAUAGCAUUUUUUCUGCAUAUAGUAUAAAUUCCUGGCAAAAUAAACUAGUAACAUUUUCACAGCAGUGAAAAUUGGUAGAUAUUUAUUUCAAGAAAAGGAGAUCAAAUGCUGCCCACACCAUAAUUAAACAACACUUGUAAUUAUGUGUUCCUUAUCACAGCUCACUUAUUAUCCAGGAUCUCCCAUAACUGCGUGUUGCUAUAUACAAAAUGGUAAACUCAAGAUUUGACACCUCAUACAUGACUUGCAGGUGAAGAUUUCUCAUUUGCAUAGUAAUCCGGCACAGCCAGAACAGGCUUCUGAAUUUGCACAUGUGAUAGAAAGCACUAAUUUUGUGAUGAAAGAUUCCAGUCCUGAUUUUGGAAAACAGUCCCCAAAGCUCAUGUGUUGAGAGAAAAAUUUAUACUGAGCUUGAUUUGGGAUGAAUUCCUAAUCACAUUAGCUAUAAAGAAGGCCUUUUAAUUUCACGGUCCCUGGGAAAGUGAAACGAGUAAGCUGAAAGCACUGUGAAACAACUUCUGCGUGAACAUCUGAUACUGGAAGUCUUCAACUAUCUACACUGAGGAUCUUGUGGGAGAAGUUAGCGCUUGCCUUUCUUUGAAGUUACCAGCUGAAUUCUGAAGACUUUGUAAAAGAGCAGAACACUUUGCUGGACUGAUACAGCACAAAGGUGGUGAAAUUGCAUCGCUGUUAUGGAAUGUUUUUCAGAACAUUUUGAGAAGAGGAAGAUGGGGAUGACCAGAAGGACUUUUUUGAUGGAGCUGGCAAGAAGAAAAGGUUUCAGAGUAGAAAGUGAGCUAAGUGACUCUGUCACUCAUAUUGUGGCUGAGAACAACUCUUAUCCGGAGGUGCUGGACUGGCUGAGAGGACAGGCUGUGAGUGACAGUUCCAGGUUUGAACUGCUGGAUAUCUCCUGGUUCACAGCCUGCAUGGAAGCAGGAAGACCAGUUGAUUCAGAAAUGAAGUAUCGUCUCAUGGAACAAGGUCAGUCUCCUGCUUUGAAUACAUCUGAAUCAGAAGUGCCAUCGUUUAUUGCAAGCAAGGUAUCUGAGUAUUCAUGUCAAAGGAAGACAACUUUAAAUAACUACAACAAGAAAUUCACGGAUGCCUUUGAGAUAAUGGCUGAAAAUUAUGAGUUCAAAGAAAAUGAAAUAAUCUGCCUGGAAUUUCUGAGGGCAGCUUCUGUCCUGAAAAGUCUUCCAUUUCCAGUAACCAGAAUGAAAGAUAUACAAGGGUUGCCCUGCAUGGGAGACAGAGUCAGAGAUGUCAUUGAGGAGAUUAUUGAAGAAGGAGGAGAGAGUUCUAGAGUUGAAGAAGUGUUAAACGAUGAACGGUAUAAGUCAUUUAAGCAAUUUACUUCAGUCUUUGGAGUGGGAGUGAAGACAUCUGAGAAGUGGUACAGAAUGGGUUUACGAACUCUGGAAGAGGUAAAAGCUGACAAGACCCUGAAGCUGUCAAAAAUGCAGAAAGCAGGGUUUCUCUACUAUGAGGACCUUGUUAGCUCUGUAUCUAAGGCAGAAGCGGAUGCAGUAAGCUUGAUUGUCAAGAAUACUGUGUGUAUGUUUCUACCAGAUGCUUUAGUUACCAUAACUGGUGGUUUCAGGAGGGGUAAGAACAUCGGGCAUGAUAUAGAUUUUUUGAUCACCAAUCCAGGACCAAGAGAAGAUGAUGAACUUCUGCAUAAAGUUGUUGAUUUAUGGAAAAAGCAGGGUUUACUCCUAUACUGUGAUAUGGUUGAAUCAACAUUUGUAAAGGAGCAGCUACCAAGCAGAAAAGUUGAUGCCUUCGAUAAUUUUCAGAAAUGUUUUAUAAUUUUGAAAUUACAUCAGCCAAGAGUAGAAAACAGCAGUUACAACACAUCGAAAAAAUUUGAUAUGGCAGAAGUCAAAGACUGGAAAGCAAUCCGUGUGGAUCUGGUCAUAACCCCCUUCGAGCAAUAUGCAUAUGCUCUAUUAGGCUGGACAGGCUCCAGGCAAUUUGGACGUGACUUGCGGAGGUAUGCUACUCAUGAAAGGAAGAUGAUAUUGGAUAACCAUGCCUUAUAUGACAGGAGAAAGAGGAUCUUUCUCAAAGCUGGAAGUGAGGAAGAAAUCUUUGCAUAUCUUGGCUUGGAUUAUGUCGAACCAUGGGAAAGGAAUGCGUAAAGUGAUUUGCCAGUGUACAUUCAUCAGCUGACAGCAGUAGUCUUUCAGUCUAUCGUGCAGUCUCAUUUAGACAAAGAAAGAGAUUAUGACAACUAAAAAAUUAUAAAUAUAUAUUAGUUAGAAGCCAUUAUACUUGCUGAUGCUCCUAGAAAAGAGGAGUUUAAGUUCUUCAGAAUCCUGUCCAAUAUUUUCUGUUACAGUGUUUGAAGUUUGUUUGUUAUAGUUUGUUUGAAGUUUUCUUUUUAGUUUAAGUUUAUAGUUUGCUUGAAGUUUGUCACAGGAUGACAAGGUAGACCAUUUUUAGAGGGAAAAACUUGAAAAUGGUGAGGUUUUUGCUUGUGAUAGGAAUUUAACAUUCCUGUGAACUAUACUUGCUUGUUAAAAUAUUGUCAGCUACGACAAUAUCUAAAUAAUACAAAAUAUUUGAGCUAAGUCUGAAAAUUACUGAUAGGCAUGCUUAUCUUUAACUGAAUUUCAUAAGUAUUUUGCUGAAACCAUAUAUAAAGUUGCUACUGUAUAUAAGGCUUAACGACCUAGGCAGCAAUUAGUCUGGGAAUCUCAGUAAGUUGAGGCUUCAGCUGUAAUAUUUUUCCAGGCAAAGCACCACUCCUCAAAACUGUAAACAAGUUGAGAAUUCAGUGAGUUAAAAAACAUUUCACGGGAAGGGAUUCUGGAAAGGAAAAGUGGAGUAACUCAGUAGCAAUCUUCACCUGUGACCAAAAGUUACUAUAAAUUUGGUGUACUUAUUUGGACUAAAGAAGAUUCAGGUUGUGUGAUGUGAUGGUCAUUAAUCAGGAAUUUGAAUCAUAACCUGCAUGAAAACAACAGCUUUAAUUGUCAGGCUGGUGGCUGCUCUAAGGUGGGAGCUUUUAGUUGUCUGUGCUCAAUUUAGAUAGCUGGAAAUUUAUUUAUUAGUAGAUAUAUAUGCAUUGAAAUGGAAGUUUACCUGAGCUGUUUGGCUAUUGCUGCUCUAGAAUGGUAUUCCCUCUUUUUGGUCAGAAAUUCAUCUUGGUUGUGAUAGACUUUCAGAAAAUUUCCAGGUAGCUCUUGUGACUGUAAUGACAAUGAAGAAUUUGUAAUACAUUUAUCCUUUAAUGAACAAGGGCAUGCAGUGCUUUAGGACAUGAGGUUGCUUUCUGGCCAUUAAUUUUUCAUUUGUAGAAUAAAGAUGAUAUUUAUAUAUCAGAUAUAGUUACAUGACAGUUCUGGUGCAAAUAAAAACCGUGCUGAA